Paramuricea clavata is the source of this 2166-nucleotide messenger RNA. NCBI's taxonomy places the organism in Eukaryota, Metazoa, Cnidaria, Anthozoa, Malacalcyonacea, Plexauridae. The record is from the annotation of a GenBank genome assembly.
UUUUUUUCAGAAAACGUCUCAAAGGUGAUUACUUCCAAUUAGCAAAGAAUUGGUCUACCGAGCUGUGCUUAUGCGUAUAUAUAUAUAUAUUCUAACUGAUGUAAAGAGUAAUUAAAGAGCAAGGUUUCUACCAUGCAAAUUCUAGGAUCGUCUGCGCUUAAAGUAACAUUUUAUGGUUUGGUUAUCCUAACCUUUAUUGGUAUACUACUUUUUGCUACUACCAUGACAGUCGACAAAGAAGAAAUAAUCGGAAAAGAUAAUAAAAUAAGUAAGAGCACGAUCGCGACAAGCACGAUCGCGACAAAAAAAGUCGUGAUUCUAUAUUGGAGUAAAGUGUUCAGCGCUGCACCAAGAAUUAAUACAAACCCUGACCUUUGGCCAUUUUUUUAUGCUGGGAACAAUUGCCCCAUUACGUGCGAACUUACAACGGACAAGAAGCGAGUGGGAGAAGCCUCGGCGCUAGUGGUUCAUGCCAGGAACACCAACGAAAUCCCGCCAAAAAUUUACAAACAUUUACCUUGGAUUUUACACACGAACGAGAAUCCCAAUUACACGCCAUCCCUCCGUGAUCCGAACAUCAUGAAGCAGUUCAAUUAUUUGGCCAGCUACCGCUUAGAUGCGGAUUUUACUUGUUCAGAGUUUACAAAGCCAAGUUUAGAUCCACCUGAGCCGUUUGCACAGAAGAGUGGCUUAGUUAUGGCAGCCUUCUCUCAUUGCGAAACGGUACGGACACGAUAUCUUACCGAGCUUAUGAAACAUAUAAAAGUGGAUUCGUAUGGCGGAUGUUUAAGAAAUAAGAAUAACCUAGUCAAUGCAACUUUUACAUUUAGACAUUCUGUCACAGAACUGCAAAGGAACUAUAAAUUCAGUAUAGUGUUUCCAAAUUCGGACUGUGCUUUUUAUAUGACUGAAAAAAUCCAAAGCGCUUUGACAGCUGGGAGUGUUCCAAUAUGGCUCGGAACGGAUGGAAUUGACGAAGUGUUGCGAUGGGGUAAUCUUCAACAUUCCGUUAUUAAAGUGAAGGAUUUUAGUUCACCGAAGGCUUUAGCCGAGUAUCUAACCAAGCUGUCUAAAGACGAAACCGAGUACAAUAAAUACUUAAAGUGGAAGUUUGAUGGUUUCCAAUUCCCAAAGGAGUACUAUAAAUCGGCGAUAGGACUGUGGUGGGACGGAUUGCCACUGUAUUGUAGGGUAUGUUUGAGGGUUUCACAGGAUCCACAGGGACGCAACGGGUUGCCUGUUGAUAGGUGCGAUGGGCCUGAUGAAAAACGGACUCUUGGAAAGUGGUUAAAGGUUUAAUGUUUAUAAACAGCUAACUCUACAUCGAUCUUAAACUCUAAGCGUGCAAAGCAUAAUCGGAGCAUAAUUUUUAAUAAUAAUGGUUUAAUUGAAGCGUAUCUACAAAGUAGCUCUACAUCUUCAAUACUAUAGUAAUAAAAUUAUUUCUAUGGCAUAGUUGCCAAGUCCCACGCAUUGCGCGUGGGACUCACGUAUUUGAAUGUCACCUCACGCCUGUCCCACGCAUAGGAAAAUCCCACGCAUUUUGUGAUAUUUUCUCUAUUUCUCACGCAUUCUCACGCAUUUUCAAAAGUAUCUUUCAAAUCAUGAUCAUUUCAAAAUUAUAACAUAAAAACGUUAACAAUAAACGCGAUAAACGCCACAAAAUUCAGAACAAUAACAUGAUUUACGAGAAAUCGCUGACAAAUUGCGGAUUCAAACCUCAUUAAAAUUCAUUUUAGUGAGAAUUUCAUGAUGAGAAUUUGCCGCUAAACACACAUGUAUAAGAAUGACGUCAGUGGCCGUCGCAACAAAUAUGAUCAGAAUUGCCGCCAUUGUAAUACAUACUUUACGUCUGACUAUGGUAUGUGGAGUUUCGAGAAAAUCCCACACCUAACUUUUUUGAAAACUUGGCAACUAUGCUAUGGUAUUAGUUAAAUAUACAAUAUAAUCAUACGUAGCUGCUUUUGAAUUGGCUGUCAUGCAGUAAAUCGCUGACUCGCAAUAGCAGAAAAAUGACCUCGAGGCGAAAAAGGGAAGAAUACAGUAUUAUAUAAUAACUACAGUGAAACACGCAAUUUGAUUGGUGCAGGAUCAGGCUAUCCUGCACGAGGAAUUAAAAUGCUUUCCCGGGAUUUUCGCGCGAUUCUCAAAAUGUCAUUGUUUCAC